Paramecium tetraurelia is the source of this 1971-nucleotide messenger RNA. RefSeq lists its product as uncharacterized. Lineage: Eukaryota; Ciliophora; Oligohymenophorea; Peniculida; Parameciidae. The transcript has 2 exons. The record is from RefSeq and is a predicted model, not a curated record.
AUGAUGUCGGAUACAAACAUAGUGAGCUAAAUAAACUACUCAAGGAAAGAAAAGGAGAUCAGAAAAUCACCUGAGUACUCCGAACUGUUGGCUUAAUUGUAACCUGGAGGAAAAGUAAUUAAAUAUAAAAGUGAUGAAUUGGAUAUUUGUUUAACAUCUGGUGAGAAAAAAAUUAGAUAAAUCAAAGUGCCAAUAUGUAUAGAAGAUUGUAAUCAUGAGAUUUUUGAUUUAUAUGACAUUUUCUUAAACAAAGGUGAAAUUACUUGCAAAAAAUGCCAUAAGAAGGGCACCAAGAAAAACAUCAAAAAGGAAGAGUAUUAUACUUUCUUAAUCAAAAACAUGAGUGAGAAAUCUUUUAGUUGCUCAAUUGUGGGAUAAUUAUGCUUCCACUCUUUUUCAUAAGAAAUUUAGCCAAUAGCUAGAGAAUUGCUUAAAAAAAAUCAAUACUUAUAAUUAUUUACAGCAGUUGUUUAGAACUCUAGAUCCAAAGCAGAUGCAUUAAAAGAGAACUUACUUAAUUUAAUUGAAUAAAAAUCGAGAGAGCUUAAUUAAAACAACCCCAUACACACUAAUAGAAUUCUGGAAUUUCCAUUUUAGUGUUUAAUAAAUUAUUAAAAAAUUAUCAUACCAGUUUAAUUAAGCGAAUGUAAGCAUUUGGAUUGUUAUGAAUAUACGAACAUACUAAAAUUGAUUGAUGAUGAAAAAAAGUUACCUGAAUAAUUUUAAAGACCAUUUGUAAGAUGUUACUAUUAAGGCUGCGAAACUUUAAUUCCAUUAGAUUUAAAUUAAUUAAAGCAGAAACUUAUAUUUCCUUAUGAUUUUGGUCGUGCAAUUUCAAAAAAUUACCCAUUCUCAUUAAAUUUAAUAUGGGAUUUUUAGAAAAGUGGAUUUGAAUAUUAAAAGAUAAAAAUUUAGGAGUUUCUAAAAAAUAUUGACCUAAGAAGUUGUUUCUCAAAAGAAAAUGGCCUUGAUUAUGUAAUCUUAAGUUAAUUAAAGAAAAUUAUUAAUAAAGAGUUAAGUAGUUAGUUAUAAAAUAAACUACAUUUUUCGAAAUAUAAAGUAAAUUUAGAAUAUAUUUAAUUUCCCAGUAGAUGCAAUUAUUGCGAAUUAUAAAAUGUGAAAGACAUUGAGGACUUUUUAUUAAGCUAUUAUAUACAAGAUAAACAUGAAAAAAAGAACUAUUUUAUUUGUCCAGCUUGUAAUUACAAACAUGAUAAUUUUAAAACAUUGGAAUAAAUUAUUUAUUUUGAUGGCUAUCUAUAUAAUGCAUUAUAAAAAGCCAACAAUCGUUAAUAAUUUGAAUAUAAUAAAAGUGAAGAUAAAUUUACAAAAUUUUUUUAAAGCCAUCAAAUCAUCGAUUUUAAACAGAUAAAAACACUCUAUUAGUAGACUAGAAUAUAUCCAUAUGCUAAAUAAUUUUGUACAUUAUCAAACAAAAAACUUAAGCUACCACUAAUAUUGAUAUAUUGCGAAGCAAAACGCGCAGUUGAAUUAAAAGGCCUUAAAAAAUUUUGGAGAAAAAUAAUUUUAGUUUUAGUGAAUUUCCUAAAUGCGAUUGCCAAUUUUGCAAGGCCAAACCACAACUAUUAAUUACAGACUUUUACUGGGAUCCUGUCUUUUAUCUUAUAUCAUCUCUUAGCUCAGAAACAAGUACAUUUGAACAUUUCAGGAAUUAACUAACUAAUAAUUACUUCGAAAAUACUUAAACUAACGAAAUUCCAAAUAUUCAAAGAAUAUUGUAAAGGCAUAAUGAUAAUAAAUAACGCUAAGAUCAAGAAUAGUAAUAAUAAAGAUAAUAAUAAUAAUAAUAAUAAUUAUAAUAAUUAUAAUAAUUAUAAUAAUAAUAAUAUUAAUAAUAACAACAAUAAUAAUAAUUAUAAUAAUAAUCGCAAUAACUAAUGGAUUAACAAUCAGAAAUAUUUUAAUUAAGAUAGUAAUUAUAAUAAUAGUAAUAUCAACCGUAAGUAAUGA